Molecule: messenger RNA, 411 nt
Organism: Penicillium daleae
Lineage: Eukaryota; Fungi; Ascomycota; Eurotiomycetes; Eurotiales; Aspergillaceae
Exons: 2
Coding region: 1-411 (136 amino acids)
Source: RefSeq, a predicted model, not a curated record
AUGACACAAAACAAGGACAAAGUCUGCGAUGCAAAGAAUGCUUCAGAGAUGAAGAAUGAAGACAACGGUCUGUAUGAUGGUGGUCUAUCAGACCACAUGUUGUUUGACGACGGAAUCUGUGGGGGUGUCGCUCCCUACUAUUGCAAUGUCGAUGCAAUGGACAAGCAGAAAUGGCACUGUGCUGAUAAGAACGGUGGGAAUGGCGCCACUUGUACAGGAGUGAGCCUUGGCAACGUGGAUGACCCUUGGACGAUCUGCAACACGGGAUUCGAGAAGAAUAAUAUCGUCACAUCUGUUCGCGAAUUGUACAGGAGCCUCGUGGCGUGGCGCGUUCCUGGAGGCGCGGAAGAUCCACUUCUCGCUAGAAAUGCCAGGAACAAACAAGCGACGGCGCACGAUGAUAGGCGCUGA